Bipolaris maydis ATCC 48331 is the source of this 1440-nucleotide messenger RNA. Its product is annotated as Adenosylhomocysteinase. The record is from RefSeq and is a predicted model, not a curated record. Gene Ontology annotation, molecular function: adenosylhomocysteinase activity. Gene Ontology annotation, biological process: L-methionine cycle. Gene Ontology annotation, cellular component: cytosol. NCBI's taxonomy places the organism in Eukaryota, Fungi, Ascomycota, Dothideomycetes, Pleosporales, Pleosporaceae.
AUCCCUUCUCUCCUCCCUUCUCUCCCUCCCUCCCUCUUCUCUCUAUCUUUCUUUCUCAAUCUCCCCAAUUCACCAUACACAACCUUCAUCAUGUCUGCCCCCGCCCACAAGUUCAAGGUUGCCGACAUCAGUCUCGCGGCCUUCGGUCGCCGUGAGAUUGAGCUCGCUGAGAACGAGAUGCCUGGCCUGAUGGAGACCCGCCGCAAGUACGCUGAGGACCAGCCCUUGAAGGGUGCCCGCAUUGCUGGAUGUCUGCACAUGACCAUCCAGACUGCCGUCCUCAUCGAGACUCUCAAGUUCCUCGGUGCUGAACUCACUUGGACUUCGUGCAACAUUUUCUCCACCCAGGACCACGCCGCCGCCGCCAUUGCCGCCGCCGGUGUGCCCGUCUUCGCCUGGAAGGGCGAGACUGAGGAGGAGUACGAGUGGUGCCUUGAGCAGCAACUCACCGCUUUCAAGGAUGGCAAGAGCCUGAACUUGAUCCUCGACGACGGUGGUGACCUUACCGCCCUUGUCCACAAGAAGUACCCUGAGAUGCUCAAGGACUGCUAUGGUGUCUCCGAGGAGACCACCACCGGUGUCCACCACCUCUACCGCAUGCUCAAGGGCAACGGUCUCCUUGUCCCUGCCAUCAACGUCAACGACUCUGUCACAAAGUCCAAGUUCGACAACUUGUACGGUUGCCGUGAGUCGCUCGUCGACGGUAUCAAGCGUGCCACCGAUGUCAUGAUUGCUGGCAAGGUCGCUGUUGUUGCUGGUUUCGGUGAUGUCGGCAAGGGUUGCGCCCAGGCUCUCCACAGCAUGGGUGCCCGUGUCAUUGUCACUGAGAUUGACCCCAUCAACGCCCUCCAGGCUGCCGUCUCCGGCUUCCAGGUCACCACAAUGGAGAAGGCUGCUCCUCAGGGUCAAAUUUUCGUCACCACCACUGGUUGCCGUGACAUUCUGACUGGCGCUCACUUCGAGGUGAUGCCCAACGACGCCAUUGUCUGCAACAUUGGUCACUUCGAUAUCGAAAUCGAUGUUGCCUGGCUCAAGGCCAAUGCCAAGUCAGUCACCAGCAUCAAGCCCCAGGUUGACCGCUACCUGAUGAAGAACGGACGCCACAUCAUCCUCCUCGCCGAGGGUCGUCUCGUCAACUUGGGAUGCGCCACUGGCCACUCUUCUUUCGUCAUGUCCUGCUCUUUCACCAACCAGGUCCUCGCCCAGAUUAUGCUUUACAAGGCAUCUGACGAGGCUUUCGGCAACAAGUACGUCGAGUUCGGUAAGACCGGCAAGCUCGACGUCGGUGUCUACGUUCUGCCCAAGAUCCUCGACGAGCAGGUUGCUCUUCUUCACUUGGCACACGUCAACGUUGAGCUCUCCAAGCUCACUGACGUCCAGGCUGAGUACCUUGGUCUCCCUGUCGAGGGUCCUUUCAAGAGCGACAUCUACCGCUACUAG